CACCCGAGUAGAGAGCAGAGUGGUGUGUUUAUAUGUUGCUUCACCAGUCUGAUUAUCUGUAGCUUAUUAAUCAGUGUGUUUAUUUAAUGCGGCCAGUUUUAGCACAUAUUACCAAUACACUGGAUAUAUACAAUUACAUGAUUGGAUCUUUGAUAAGUCGAUAAGCGACUGGAAAUGAGGAUUUCUCCAGCUUUACUCACAGCUGCUCAGUUCAGGACUGUGUUUGAUUUCGGAGAGAGACAAAUUGCACACUGGUUCCCUGGACAUAUGGCUAAAGGACUCAAGCAGAUGAGAGCUAGCCUGAGGAAGGUGGACUGCAUCAUUGAAAUCCAUGAUGCCAGAAUCCCAUUUUCUGGAAGAAAUCCUUUGUUUCAAGAGAGCCUUGAUGUCCGGCCACAUUUACUCAUCCUGAAUAAGAUGGACCUGGCAGACAUGUCAGACAAAUUGAGUAUACUGAAACAGCUUGAGAGAGAUGGAGUUGAGAAUGUCUUGUUCACAGACUGUCUAAAGCAAAGAGAUGAGAGUAUUAAAAAGAUAGUUCCUCUUGUAACAGACCUAAUAGAGAACGCACCUCGUUUCCACAGAGAGGAGAACAGAAGUUAUUGCCUAAUGGUGAUCGGCGUGCCAAAUGUUGGGAAAUCUUCUUUGAUUAAUGCUUUAAGAAGGACAAACCUGAAAAAAGGCAAAGCUUCAAGGGUUGGAGGUGAACCUGGAAUUACCAAAGCUGUCCUGACAAAAAUCCAGGUGUGCGAAAGACCCGUAAUACAUUUGCUUGACACACCAGGAGUGCUGUCUCCGAAGAUUGAGAGCGUAGAGACCGGGAUGAAACUCGCCUUAUGUGGUACCAUACUGGACCACUUGGUUGGAGAAGAGAUCAUAGCUGAUUAUCUGCUUUUUUCACUCAACAGACUCCAGCGGUUUGGCUAUGUGGCGAGGUAUAAUCUAGACACACCAUCUGAUGAUAUUCAACAUGUGCUGAAGUGUAUCGCUGUUAAGUUAGGCAAGACUCAGCGAGUGAAAGCCAUCACAGGAGUAGGCGACAUUACUGUCAGAAUGCCGAACUACACUGCUGCAGCGUAUGACUUCAUCAGAGCUUUCCGUAAAGGAGAGCUGGGCAAAGUCAUGCUUGACUGAUAAAACAUGAAACAUGUUGCUUAUGCUGAUGAGAGAUUCAUGAUAUUCAUGGUAAUGGCAACUGUGAUAAUCCUGUAUUUAUAUAUUGACUAAGACCCCGUCCACACGUAGCCGGGUAUCUGCUAAAUCGAAGGUAUUUUUCUAUGUUUUGGCCUGUCAUCCACAUGAAAACACAUCAAAAACGAAUAUUUUAAAAAACUCCGGGCAAAGUGAAGAUUUUUGAAAACUCCGUGUAUGCCUUUUCGUGUGGACAGAGAUAACCGGAGGUUUGCGUUUUAGAAUGUCACAAUCUGCGAUAAAAAAAUGACAACAAAUCUGCCCUGACGUCAAACGUGCGACCUUUGUUUACUGCAGAAGCCAGAUUAAGCAUGGACUUAAGCUAGCCGCACACUACGGCGAUCCACGCGGUACCGAACCGACCCAUUUCAGAGCCGACUCCCGACAGGGCACGCACAUAUCGCCCGACUGUUGACGAGUGCAGUCGCGAUUGAAGCGACACGUGACAACUUAAUAGCUUUGUGAUUGGCUAUUGGAUAUAGUUACUGUUAAAUCCAACACUUGAAGAUGCUACAGGCUGAAUUACAAAUGACACAACAUGGAAUAUGUAGCGCACUAUCUAGGCUGCAUGAGCUAUUAUUUCCAACCUUAAAUAGUGCACUUAUAUAGGGGAGUUAAAGCGAUUUGGAAUUCAGCCACACAACUUGAGCAGAGUGGCUUUCCAGCCCACUGUGUCUAUGGAUAAAGCUUCAGUCUAUGGAAUUACAGUAUAUACCUGCAUUAGGUGCUACCAACACGUAUUUCUCGCGCUAGAAAUUGUGUUUAAUGAUGUCACGUGUUAUAUGCGAAAGAUAUGAUUGGUUAUUGCUAGCGACUCUCGCCGAUCAGUCUGGCUCCCGAUUAGUUUUUCGAAUCGGCUGUGAGAUUAGUCGGUACCAUCGAAAACUAGUCUUUACGCCUGACUCGCGACUUCAGUUGGCUCGGUACGCUGAAAAUCGGCAUAGUGUGCGGCUAGCUAAAGAGUAAUGGAUCGGAGUAGUGCCUUGAAAGCGUUAAUUAUUGUGCAGGUGCUAUUUACAUCUUUAAUUUUAGAAGCCCAACUACUGCUCCAAGAGCACAGGCGAUGUGAUUAGGGGGUAGGAUUUGGGGAAAUAAUGCCAUCUACAGGUUUGGAAUGCUUAUGAAUGUGAUUGAAAACGCAGAUGUUCGGUUAUGUGUGGAAGGGAUUUUUUUCGAAGACGAGGUGGUGUGGAUAAAACAUUUUUAUAAACGGAGGGGGGGAAAUGUUCGGUUUUAAAAAUACCCGGCUACGUGUGUACAUGGCAUGAAUUUGACUGCACUAAGAUACUUUGGUGUUGUUUCUUAUAUUUCUCUGAUGUAAUAUAAAUUAAAUACUGUGUGCAAACAAUAAAACAUUUAUA
Messenger RNA from Neoarius graeffei (lesser salmon catfish), 2552 nucleotides. RefSeq names its product mitochondrial ribosome-associated GTPase 1 (gene mtg1). Gene Ontology annotation, molecular function: GTP binding; GTPase activity. The transcript has 11 exons. Bases 175 to 1134 code for a protein of 319 amino acids. Gene Ontology annotation, cellular component: mitochondrion. Lineage: Eukaryota; Metazoa; Chordata; Actinopteri; Siluriformes; Ariidae. The record is from RefSeq and is a predicted model, not a curated record.